AUGAGUUUCCAUACAAUAGAAACACUAGAAACCGCAUAUUGUAGUAACGAACAGUUAGUUAAUUCAUUAGAAAGAAUAGAAGAGAAUGUAAGAGUAUUUAAAAAUAGUCCAAAUACUACAGAACUUCCAUUGAUAAAAAAAUUAAUAGGAUCUGAUGAACCUACAAUAAUAUUUAUUAUUGACACAUUAUUCCCAAUUGAAUACCAAAUGAAAAUACUACAAAGGAUACAAUGUAUUAUUAGGAUUUGUCAACAUUCAAUUGAACAAAUUAUGAUGAUUAUUUAUAAUAAUAAUAAAAUUGAAGUUGAAUUAUUUUUAAAAAACGAAAUUGAUCAACUCAAAACAAAAAUUCAUAAAUUAUUCAAUGAAAAUGUUUUUUCAUUGAAUACACCAAAUGCCUUUGUUAAUAGAGCCCUUAGUUCUUGUGUUCCAAUAGAAAAUAAUGGUGGUAAUAUUUUUGUUAUUCAUUUUGGUUAUCGUAAAGGCGUAGAAAAUCUUGAAGAAAUAAAUUGUGUCCCUCACGACUUAGAGUAUGAAAGAACAUUUGAUAAAAUUGCAUUAUUGGGAUAUGACUAUUGGUUGUAUUUUACUAAUAAAUGUCCUGAACUGAAACAGUUAAUUAUAAAACGAAGUCAUGGUCAUAUCACAGAAAAUAAAUGUAUUGAAAUGACUGAGGAUUAUAUAAUUAAUGAAAUAAGUGAAAACCUAAUAAAAAAUAUUCAUCAAAUAUGUGGAGUAACGUUAGUUAUUGAUAAUGACUAUUUAAAUUAUGACACAUUAUUUAGUGCGUUUGGGUGUUGUGAAACAAUGAACAUAGAACAUCAUAAUAUAACUAUUACUAAUGAAAAUAGUUAUAAUCAAGGAAGUUGGGAAGUUAAUUCAGGAAUAAUUGAUAACAUUAGUCCAAUAGAACUCCUUCAAUUCAGAGAAAUGAAAGGAAGAAUUACUGAUUUCUAUGUUCAACGUACAGAAGUAGAAGCAAUUACUAAAAGAAUUAUUAAUGAGAUCAAUGGGAUAUUAAAAAACCAAAUGUUUUCUGUAGAUUUCGGUAAAAUCUUUAUUGGAAGUGAUGAGAUUCAAUCUGGUUCAGUAUCAUUAACUCAAUUAAAAAGGUUUUCUAAAGGAAUUCCAAAGUGGUUCAUAAGAAAAAAAUAUGAAAAUGAAGAAAUAGAAAUGUUUGGAUUACUAAAACACAAUGUUUUUAAACAAAAUACAUAUCUUGAAUCAUUUUUUACUUUUGUCACUCAUUAUUCAUUCUUUAGAACAGCCAAACGAUUAAUUCUAUUUGAUUUUGUAACUAAAACGAUUGAAAAUAAACAAUUUAUUAUUAAUGACUGUCAUAUUGUUCAUGAAAGUCUUCGUUUUAAUCAAAUUUUAUCAAAUGGAUUAAAUUAUAAAGAAGUGGUAAAUUCGUUAAAAGAUCAUUCAUGCACUGAUCUAUGUCGAUUAGCCCGUUUACCAAUUCUUUAA
Entamoeba dispar SAW760 is the source of this 1470-nucleotide messenger RNA. RefSeq lists its product as uncharacterized. The coding region runs from base 1 to 1470 and encodes 489 amino acids. Lineage: Eukaryota; Evosea; Mastigamoebida; Endamoebidae. The record is from RefSeq and is a predicted model, not a curated record. The transcript has a single exon.